GUGAAGCUUACACCGGAGCUCAUUGCGCAAUGCCCGUCCGGCCUGAACCCUCUCAAAGAACGGCAACUGGAUUUAAGAGGCUAUAAAAUCCCUGUCAUCGAAAAUCUGGGUGUUACCCGAGACCAGCACGAUGCUAUAGAUUUUACAGAUAACUCCAUUAUUGCGCUUGGAAAUCUACCAUUGAUGCGACGGCUACGCACCCUCCUCCUCGCCAACAACCGUAUAGCAUCGAUAUCCCCCUCCCUCCAUGUCUCAGCCCCUAACCUUACCUCCAUCGUCCUCACAAACAACAACAUCCAAGAGCUCGGUGACCUCGAGCCACUAAAGGAGCUAAAACAUCUACAGUACCUGAGUUUGCUCGGGAACCCAGUGCGGGAAAAGAAAUGGUAUCGCGAAUGGCUUGCGUGGCGGUUACCUGCGCUGAGAGUUUUGGAUUUCCAGAGAAUUCGUGACAAGGAGCGUAAGGCAGCACGAGCGCUAUUCCUGACGGCAGAUGGUCUCCCGACCAAGCUAGCCACAACACUGGCCGAGACGGUGUCCACUCACUCGACGAAGCCACCUGUGACGACAGAUGAGCCCAAGGCGCUCAUGGAACCUGGUAAAGCAGGGCGUCUCAUGUCAAAAGAGGACCAGGAGAGGGUCAAGGAGGCCAUUGCACGUGCGACUUCUAUUGAGGAGAUCCGGAGGUUGGAGAGAAGUCUGAAGGAGGGAUUCUUGCCCACUAUGGAUUCA
Messenger RNA from Gloeophyllum trabeum ATCC 11539, 732 nucleotides. RefSeq lists its product as uncharacterized. The record is from RefSeq and is a predicted model, not a curated record. Lineage: Eukaryota; Fungi; Basidiomycota; Agaricomycetes; Gloeophyllales; Gloeophyllaceae. Gene Ontology annotation, cellular component: U2 snRNP. The annotation marks the transcript as partial. The transcript has 4 exons. Gene Ontology annotation, biological process: mRNA splicing, via spliceosome. Gene Ontology annotation, molecular function: U2 snRNA binding; protein binding.